ACAUAAGACAACAGGGCACCCACAAGGACACAGACAGGAAGAAAGGGGGCUAUAGAAUCACUGGGAGAGUAAGGGAAGAGGGGAGGAGAGGGGAUGUAUAUGCCUUAGGCUACACAGCUAUACAGAAGGGAUACACACAGCAAUAUGCUCACAGGAAACCGAGAGAUACAGCUGAAACACACACCACAACGGCAGCACUAGAGCAGACACUCUGUCACACUCAGCGACUAGGCUGGGAGACUGAAAGCAAGAGAAAAAUCACAAACUUGCAAACCCGCAUCACACACAUCUGGAGUCCAUAGCCCACGUGACGCACAGGGAGUCACCGCACCCUCACACACACACACACAAGCUCACAGACCUUGAUCAAAAUCACAUGCACACAGUGACACCGUGACACCUCACUGAUACAGCAACAUGUCCGACAAUGAAGAGGUUCUGAGAGAGGAGGGGUGCCAGGAGCAGACGCUGGAGGAAAGGCUGGAGGAAACCCAAAGACUUACCACCCAGUGGAGCGUUGAGGAUGAGGAGGAGGCAGCCCGAGAGCGCCGCCGGAGGGAACGUGAAAGACAACAACAGGAUGGGAGUGAGGAUGGAGAAACGGGAGAGGGCGUGACAGACGCAACCUGCCCCGAGACUGAUGACCGUGUGGGGUUAAAGCCUGGGGGUCCCAUGGAAUGUGAGGAAGAUGAAGGUUUCAGUGACUGGUCCCAGCAGAAGAAACUGCAGGAAGCAUUCCAGGCCACUGAGGAGACAGGUGAAGCCAGGGCAGCUGAAAAGGAAGGAAGUGACUCCCCAACGGUUAAAAAAGACGAGAGUGAUGAAGCACCAAUAUCAAGGGAGGAGGAAGAAGAGGAUGAAGGCACAUCCCGUUAUGAAGUGACAGAGCUUAGCGACGAGCCCGACCCCUGCAACUGUGAGCGGAGAAGCCCCGAGCCCUGUGAGCAAGAUGAGCAGAACUUCCAGAGCCACCAGUGGGCAACAAGUAAUUCAGAGUCACACGUACAUGAGGAGACAUUGGAAGAUGAGCCUAAAAGCCCAGAGGUACCAGAAGAGACCAAUGCGGAGUACUCUGGCUAUUAUUCCUCUAAACAGCAGGACCAAUCAGAAACACCCAGGGAGUGGGAGGCAGAGGAGGCAGCUGACCGCAGGCUGUCAGUGAGCAGUGAUGGAGAGAGCGAAGGAACCAUCGCAACAACUGUAAAGCUAACCGAAAGGACAGAGUGCCUGAACCGUUCCAUCCAAAAGAGCAACAGCAUAAAGAAGAGUGAGCCACCUCUUCCAAUAAGCAAAAUCGAUGAUCGUCUGGAGCAAUACACACAUGCCAUAGAGACAUCCGGUAAACAACCCAAAUUGACUCGGACACCAUCUUUAGAACUGCUGAGCCCUAUAGAUGCAGUUUCAGCCAAGAAGAAUCGCUGGGAGACUGGGGAUGUGACCUCAGCAUCUAAAUCAACACCCAGCAAGGAUACAGAAGGGAUCGCCAUUGGUGUGUCAGAAAUGAUUAGUCAGUGGGGCAAAGGGAAACCAGAAGACACCGCUCAGUCACCUUCUAAGCCAGCGGAGGUGAGGCCUGGGGAUGUGCUCAGUAAGAAAAAUCUAUGGGAGCAGACUACCAAGUCGGAUCAAAGUGGGAAGAGUCUGAGCGCUAGUAAGAAAUACAAGUUUGUUCUAGCUGGACACGGGAAAUACGAGAAGGUUUAUGUGGAGGACCCUUGAGAAGGGCACUGAAGCACAUUCCAGGGACUCAGGCUUACCCUAGCGCAGGAACCUGCUGGGAGUCAUUAACAAACAGAAUUGUGGGACAGGACCACCUGCUUCCAUAAGAUCAAUGCCGAAACCAUUUUGCCUUAAAGGGAAUGCCAACCUCAAAAUAACUUUGCCUUAUGUAAUAAUGUUUAGCUUAUACUGUCUCUGUUCAUAUCCCUCCGUGGAGCUGCAGUCCGCUAACUGAGGACCUUCAAUGAAACAAUGCUUAUUGUACAUUAUACAGCUCUCUUUAGGGAAACAAGGCUCACUGUCUGUCUUUGUAACUACUCAUGAGCAGCUGUGAGUUUAAAAUGGCUGCCUGCAUAGACGGCAACCCACUUUUUUUUCAUUAAUAAGGCCUAACUUGUUUUUGGGUUCCUAUUCCUGAUCUAUGUGUUGUCUAACUGCUCUGCCAUUCCAUUCAGCACAAACCUGGGGCACGUAUAUCAGGGCCACAAAUUGCACCCUGAAUAGCACAACAGUGGCUGGGUGCAGUUUAUUUAGGUCUGAAUGUAUCCAUGCCUCUUUGAUAUAUGUGACCUCAGUCUACUUCGAACUGUGAUACCGAUUAACCUUUGCCCCCUGUCUUUAAUGCAUUUCCUCUGUACAUUGAUGUCACUUCCUGGGAAGCAUGGCCGCUCCCUCUGUUAUGCCAAGUCUUACUUUUUUUUACUACCUUUUUUAUGCUUUAUAAAUAAAUAUCUGUCGCAAUA
Xenopus tropicalis (tropical clawed frog) is the source of this 2462-nucleotide messenger RNA. It is a transcript of the gene lsp1, whose product is annotated as lymphocyte specific protein 1. The record is from RefSeq and is a predicted model, not a curated record. The transcript has 13 exons. Lineage: Eukaryota; Metazoa; Chordata; Amphibia; Anura; Pipidae. Bases 418 to 1719 code for a protein of 433 amino acids. Gene Ontology annotation, molecular function: cytoskeletal protein binding.